AUGAAUCAAGCACAAGCAGUGAAACUAAACUCCAUGGAGACUCGUUCUAACAUCACUGAGAGCCACGUUGAAGUUCUGAAGAGAAACAGUCAAGACAGGAAGGUGGCUUUCUCAGCCUCACUAGCAGCACCUGGUCAACAAGGACACACUGGAACCUUCAACACUGGAAUCACCCUGGUUUACAGAAAUAUCUACUCAAACAUUGGCAAUGCUUAUAACCCCACUACAGGGAUCUUCACAGCACCAGUGAGAGGACUCUACCUGUUCAGGUUUUACAUCUAUGGAGGGGGACAUGACACUAUUGUACAUGCUGUACAAGCUAGUGGUGGAAUGAAUUCCUCCAAUGGAGUGUCACUGCUGCUGGAAGUAGGAGAUGUGGUCAACAUGUAUCUCUGGGCUGGGAGAAAGAUAUAUGAUGAUGCAAAUCGCCACAGUACCUUCAGUGGUCACCUGCUCUUCACUAUGUAG
Salmo salar (Atlantic salmon) is the source of this 468-nucleotide messenger RNA. The record is from RefSeq and is a predicted model, not a curated record. NCBI's taxonomy places the organism in Eukaryota, Metazoa, Chordata, Actinopteri, Salmoniformes, Salmonidae.